GUAUGGUCAAACAUCUACAGACGACGUAUGUGGUAGAAGGCUAGGAGUCAGAGUCACGUUGGGCAUCUCGCAUCGCCUGGAGAAGACGAAGUAGGAGGGAGAGAGAGAUCGAGAGAGAAUCGGGCGACGGCGAUGGAGGAUAAAUAUAGGGAACUGAAGGCGGCCGUGGAGGCGGUGUCGGCGGUCGACGCCCACGCCCACAACCUGGUCGACAUCCGUUCCUCCUUCCCUUUCCUGCGCUGUUUCUCCGAGGCCAAGGGCGACGCUUUACCCUUUGCCCCUCAUACUCUCUCCUUCAAGAGGAGUUUGAGGGAUCUAGCUGCCUUAUAUGGCUGUGAGGUUUCGCUGAGUAGUUUGGAACAUCACCGAGAAUCUUCAGGGUUACUUUCCAUCAGUGCAAAAUGUUUUGGAGCUGCCAAUCUAUCUGCAAUAUUUCUUGAUGAUGGAAUUCAGUUUGAUAAAAUGAAUGACUGGGAGUGGCACAAGUCUUUUGCUCCUGCAGUUGGCAGAAUUUUGAGAAUUGAGCAUUUAGCUGAAACAAUUCUUAAUGAUGAUGCUCACAGGACAUCAGAGUGGACAAUUGAAUCAUUCAUUGAAGAAUUUCUAGCAAGGAUGAAAUUGGUUGCCAAAAGAAUUGUAGCCUUGAAAAGCAUUGCUGCUUACAGAAGUGGUCUAGAAAUAGAUACAGAGGUUAGCAAAUCGGAUGCCGAGAAGGGUCUUUUGGAAGACUUAAAUGCUGGCAGACCUGUCCAUAUCAAGAAUAAGAGCUUCAUAGAUUUUUUAUUUACAUGUAGCUUGGAAGUUGCUUUGUCGUAUGACUUACCUAUGCAAAUUCACACAGGCUUUGGAGACAAGGAUUUGGAUUUACGACUAAGCAACCCCCUGCACUUGCGGAAGGUUCUUGAGGACAAGAGAUUUUCAAAAUCGAAAAUUGUUCUUUUGCAUGCAUCGUAUCCAUUUUCCAAAGAAGCUUCAUAUCUUGCUUCAGUUUAUUCCCAGAUCUAUCUUGACUUUGGAUUGGCGGUGCCAAAACUUAGUGUGCAAGGGAUGAUUGCUUCCGUGAAAGAACUUUUAGAACUAGCACCUAUAAAGAAGGUGAUGUUCAGUUCUGAUGGGUAUGCCUUCCCGGAGACUUUUUUUUUAGGUUCAAAGCGGGCACGUGAAGUAGUUUUUAAUGUUCUGGCAAGAUCAUGUGAUGAUGGUGAUCUUUCUGUUUCUGAGUCAUUAGAAGCGAUAGAGGAUAUCUUUAGAAGGAAUUCUUUGCAGCUAUACAACUUUAAUGGUGUUGCUGGCUCUAUUGAAAGCCAAAGUGUUGCUUCUCUGAAUGUGAUUUCUAGGAUUCCACCAUAUAAAGAUGGUGUUGCAUUUGUUCGUAUUAUUUGGGUAGAUGCAUCAGCUCAACACAGAUGCCGUGUUAUACCAGUCAGUAGAUUUUAUGAAGUCGUCAAGAAUACAGGAGUUGGUUUGACUAUGGCAUCAAUGGGAAUGAGCUCAUUUUGUGAUGGUCCAGCUGAUGGGACCAACUUAACAGCUGUUGGUGAGAUAAGACUUAUACCUGAUCUGUCAACAAAGCAUAGGAUUCCUUGGGCAAACCAAGAAGAAAUGGUACUCGGUGACAUGAAAAUAAAUGCUACUGAAGCUUGGGAAUAUUGUCCAAGAAAUGCACUGCGAAGAUUGACAAGAAUAUUGAUGGAUGAGUUUAACUUGACAAUGAAUGCGGGAUUUGAAAAUGAAUUUUAUCUUCUAAAAAAUGUAACGAGUGAUGGCAAAGAAAGGUGGGUUCCUUUUGACAAGACAAGGUAUUGUUCUACUUCAGCAUUUGAUGCUGCAUCUCCAAUUUUGCAAGAAGUCAAUUCUGCUCUUGAAGCCUUGGGCAUUGCAGUUGAACAGCUUCAUGCAGAAGCUGGACAAGGCCAAUUUGAGAUAUCACUGGGGCAUAAAGAUGCUAAUCUUGCGGCUGAUAACUUAAUUUAUGUACGUGAAGUUGUUAGAUCUAUUGCAAGAAAACAUGGAUUGCUAGCAACCUUUCUUCCAAAGUACCGCUUAGAUGACUUUGGCUCUGGCUCUCAUGUUCAUUUAAGUUUGUGGGAGAGUGGGAGAAAUGUGUUUAUGGGAUCGAAUUUAUCAAAAACUCGGCAUGGAAUGUCAGAACUUGGAGAACAGUUCAUGGCAGGAAUUUAUUAUCAUCUUCCUUCAAUUUUGGCAUUUACUGCUCCACUUCCUAACAGUUAUGAUCGGAUUCAACCAAAUACUUGGAGUGGAGCUUACCACUGUUGGGGAAAAGAGAAUAGGGAAGCUCCAAUAAGGACUGCAUGCCCACCUGGAGUAUCUGCUGACCUUGUUAACAACUUCGAAAUUAAGUCAUUUGAUGGGUGUGCAAACCCGUACUUGUCCCUAGCUGCUAUAAUUGCUGCAGGAAUUGAUGGCCUUCGGAGAAAGCUUAAAUUGCCUGAACCUGUUGAAACAAAUCCUUCCGAUCAUGAUUCAGAACUUGGAAGGCUGCCAACAAAAUUAUCUGAAGCUGUAGAAGCACUCUCUCAAGACAAGGUUUUGAUUGAAUUUCUUGGUGAAAAUCUUGUGACUGCUGUUACUGCUAUCCGUCAGGCGGAGAUUAAAUAUUAUGCUCAAAAUAGUGAUGCCUUCAAGGAGCUUAUAUACCAGUACUAGUCUGCAUACUCUUCCAGCGGCAGUGCAUGUACGAUAACUCUCGUUGAGCUUUGAGGCCUCUGUCAAUGAAACAAUUAUCUCAAACUUUCCUUUUGGAACGCCUUUAUGUUGUUAUGUACGUUGGAAUCGUUUUAUUUGAUGUCAUGCACUAAUAAAUAUCAACAUUUAAUUGCAGUCUUUAUGUUAUUUCCGCGGUUGACUUGAUGGAGUCUAUUUGUUUUUUAAAACACUGGAAGAUAAAUAUCAAGUAAAAUUGCAAUACGGUUUUUUCUUUA
Molecule: messenger RNA, 2942 nt
Organism: Zingiber officinale
Lineage: Eukaryota; Viridiplantae; Streptophyta; Magnoliopsida; Zingiberales; Zingiberaceae
Product: protein fluG-like
Exons: 18
Coding region: 133-2667 (844 amino acids)
Molecular function (GO): glutamine synthetase activity; hydrolase activity
Source: RefSeq, a predicted model, not a curated record